This is a messenger RNA of Rubroshorea leprosula, 500 nucleotides long. Lineage: Eukaryota; Viridiplantae; Streptophyta; Magnoliopsida; Malvales; Dipterocarpaceae. The record is from the annotation of a GenBank genome assembly.
AGCGGUUUAGGACUAGUGGAUUGCGAUUAGGGAUCCAAACCGUUAGUGAAUUGAAAAGGCUAAUUUAGGUUUAGGUUGAUCGGAGAAAACGGCACCGUUCUGGACCAAGGCCUGGUGGGCGAGGGAGCGGUCGGCGACGAAGAUGGCAGGGCGAGAACCGAUAUUGAGGGUGACCAUUGGGCCGAGCUUUGGGUGGAGUUUGCGGAGAAUCAGUUCCAUCUCCGAGGUGGACGUGAGUUUGCGGAGCCAUAGGAAGGGGCCGACGAUGGGGAUGGUGGAGGGGCCGGGAGGGAGAGAGUGGGCGGGGGAUUUCGUCGGAAAGAGGAGGUUGAGGAGCGCUCUAAGGAGAAGCGCAACGGAGACUGUGAUGAGGAUGAUGAACCAGACUUCCAUCUUUCUGGCAGAAUGUGAUUGGAGUGAAAUGGAGCAUGAUGGCGUAUUUGAAGGAAAGUGUCGGUAAAAAGUAAAAUCCAAAAGGAAAAUAAUUGAGGUAUAAUUUU